Molecule: messenger RNA, 1199 nt
Organism: Punctularia strigosozonata HHB-11173 SS5
Lineage: Eukaryota; Fungi; Basidiomycota; Agaricomycetes; Corticiales; Punctulariaceae
Exons: 5
Coding region: 692-1012 (106 amino acids)
Source: RefSeq, a predicted model, not a curated record
GCUCCUGAACGUUACGCUUGCGGCUCACCUCGACGAUCUGGAAGUCGCGCUCAGCUCGGGACGCUCUCUUCUCGGCCUCUCCUAGCGUAUCUCUAAAUGAUCCCCGCCCGGCAUACCUUCCUUACAUUCUCGCACGAGUCUUGGCCGUCCAACGCCUGUGAUGCCAACGUACUCAAGAAGUCGCAGGAUCGACUGCAGCGCGUACUGCACGCAGGCUGGCAUUCCUCCAUCGGCAACGCAAGGAUCGGCCGCUUUCCGUGCUUCCUUUGAAACUCCCUCGCACGCGUAGCUGCUCCAAUCACCCGGCCGUACCGCGGUUACGCUCGCCGGCCACUUUCAGAUCGGAAGCCCGGCAGCACGAACUUGCUGUGAUCUUCGGGGAGGCGCUAUCGGCACACCACCUCGAAGCUGGCUCCCGUGAUCUCAAUGAUGUAUGCGUGCAUAGCACAGGCCGACAACAAGCCGUGCCCGAUGAAUGCGCUGCCAGGGGCUCCAGGGAAAGGAUGCGAGGUGGAUUGUAGCCCUCGCUAUUCCAAGACGCGACUCCUAUGAUGAUCGGCCUGCCCAGGCUCGCAGGAUGAGCGCGGCAGGGUAUGGCGUCCGAACGUAUGCGCGAGAUCCCUAUGUACGUGUGUUACCCCUGCGCGGUUCGUAUUGAUGAUGAUGAUCGUAUAGACACGUGGGGUGGUAGAUGGACGGCCAAGGACAGGGUGCGACUGCACAAGUCAGGAGUCGAGUCAGCUCGCUGCUCUCCGCGAUGGUGGCGGGGCGCGCAUGGCUCGCCUUGCAUGCAUGCGCCACGCUUUAUUCUCCCACGUCGCAUAAGUCGGCGUAUGCAAAGGCAACACCCCUUGUGAAUUCAUCGACGCCGAGCCGGAGCGUUGGAUCGGUGAAUUCAUUGAAUGCCUUAGCUGCGCACAUACCUACCGUUGGCCAUCUCCGCUCUCCCCGCGAGAUCGUUUACUCGAGCGGGCUUGCAACGCGCCGACCGCGCAUGGCCGGAGCUGCCUGAUCCUCUUACACUCAAGGCCUUGCGCUCGCAUAAGGCUCGUUUUGAGCGUGUUCGUUGCGCCAUCGUCGAGUGCUACAAGCCAUAGAACUAAUUUCCGCGAUCCAGAACACCUACGAAAAGCGAUACACGCAUGCCGCGAUGAUGGAACUCUUCGAACCCCAUCCGAUACGAAACUUGCAUUUUGAUG